This is a messenger RNA of Pelobates cultripes (western spadefoot toad), 7995 nucleotides long. The record is from the annotation of a GenBank genome assembly. NCBI's taxonomy places the organism in Eukaryota, Metazoa, Chordata, Amphibia, Anura, Pelobatidae.
CCUCCUUUUCCAGCCGACGCCGUCGCUUCCUAUUGGUCAGGCUCAGAGUCCGAGUGCCCGGAUGUAGUCAGCACUAUAUAUGAGGCGGUUGAGAGCGCGGGAGAGCUUCUACGUUUGAACUGUACGUCGCUGAAAGAAACCGAUCGCAAUCAUGGUAAGCUGGGGCGGGCGGUUAGGAUACCUCUACACUCUGGGCGGAUUCUGUGUCUGUGUGGUGACUGCCUACUCUGAGUGUGGGAAGCGAGAGAUCGGUUCCAUCGUGGCAUUCUCUAAACCAGGGUUAGGCAACCGGGGGCACUCUCCAUGUUAGGACUACAUCUCCCGAGAAGCAUUGCCGGCGCUAUGGCUGUAAGAGCAUUCUGGGUGAUGUAGUCUACACCAUCUGCAGUGCCCAUGGUUGCCGAGCUGUGUGUGUAACCAGCGGAGUGGGCCAUGCGGUAGGUGCUGCUAUAUAUUGAUCCCGCCCGCAGCCUUCCUCUGUGGACUGCGCUCCCUGUGACUCCCAGCCAGCCCUGGGGUGCAGCUGGUGUCUGGCUGGUGGUGGGAGCUCUGUACUGGGAGAGCUGGUCACAGCAGGUCUGCUCUCUGCUGGGCCAUCUGCUGUGACUUUCCAGCCAUGCUUUGUGUGUCCCUGCCUUUGUUUGCACCUUCUGUCCCAGCUCAUUGUCCUCCCCAUCACUGACUGGAGGGAGGUUAGUUCAGCUCUCCUACCUGUGGGCUCCUGUAUUGGGGGUGUCUGCUGAAUCAGUUUAUCCUAGAAACUGGUUAUAUGGGCCUGACCUCUAUCUUGUUACUACAUUAGUGUGUUGUCCAGGUAAAAACAGACUGACCGGUGUGAUGCAGGUUCCUUCUUCGUGUGGAUUGAUGAGUCAAAUUGGUAAUUGGGUUAUGUAAUCUAUCGAGUACCAUGCUUAAUUUGGUUUUCACGUGAAGACCAAAUCCACUUUUUUUUUUUUUUUGGACAAAAGGGCAUUUAAUUUGAUGUAAAUAUAUACUCAUUUGCUAUAAAAAAACACACAAUGCAUCAAAAACUAACAACUUUUUUACGUCAAUUUUGCCAAUACUGCAACUUAUGAAAAGUUAUUAUAACUAAAUAAUCUGUCUGGAUAUUCAGAGAAUAUGUUUAGGUUUAUAGUAAAUUCUGGUUAUUAUAUACAAGGAAUACAACUUCAAUGUGGUGUGCUUUAAGAUUUUGAUAGGUUUGUCUUGUAAGUUUAAUAGCGUCACAGAAAACAAAAUUACCACACAAAUGUAUACAUUUAUAGAACAUAAACAUCACAGGCUAUUUAUCUGAAGGCCUUAACACUUACUAUGUAGCUAACUGCCAAUCUCUGGUAAAUAUUGUGUGCUUUUUUUUUUUAAACUUUCAAACACUUUAAAAAAAAAAAAAAAAUUUGUAAACCUGAUGUGUGCUACCACUGUGAAAAAUAUAGUGUGCAGCAUAUGCUGUUGCCACUAUCCUGUGAGAGACCUCCACUUCAGAAUUUUUAUAGGUGGUAAGGUCUCUUUCUGGGCAUUAUAGUUGUUUGUUGAAAUUGCCACACAGACAUAACAUUUUGUGAAAGUAGACAUUAUGUAUAUAAUAUGGUGUAUAGUGUUCCUUGGCAUGCUGCCACAUUUUCACCAGUAAUUCAGCUUGUGUGAUAUAUAGAUAUAUUAUAUUUAUUUUUUUCAUUUUUAUACUAUGGCACUAAAUUGCAAAGUCAGUGUCCUGUAAAAGACCUGAUUAUUUCAGUUUUUGCUGUGAGAAUUUCAUCUGUGAAUUCGGUGGGCCUAUUCCACAUUCUGGGCCGUUGUAGACGUUUCACAGUUCAGAUCACCUCAAAUGCAUACCAUUUGUAAAAGUGGACAUAAUCUGAACUAAUCUCGAAUCUAGCUCUAUAUCAAAUAGUCACCUUUAUCUUAACCUAUACCCUUAUUCUAUGCCUAAUUCUAAUUGGCCUUGUUGACCCAAAUCUGAACUCUAGCAUUCUGUUUAUAUUUAAAAUUGGCUUAGAGUUAAUUUUAAAGGAUUCCCUCUGCUGUUUUCAGUAUGAUAGCUUUAUCUGUACUGCCUCCAUUGGUAAACUCAUCAGCUCCUCUGGCUUUCAUUAUAAUCAGUAUGCGUAUGACAUGCAAAUCUACUUGUCCUCUCCUGAUCUCUCUCCGCCCAUCUUGACCAGUGUCUGACUGUUUCUCUGCGAUUUCCAACUGGAUGGCUGCUCACUUCCUUAAACUCAACCUGUCUAAAACAGAACUUCUGGUCUUUCAUCACUCAAGUGCUGCUACUCCCAUGUCUGUCUCCAUCCAAGUCAACUGUGCUACUAUCACCUCUACCUUACUGCCUAGGUGUUCUUUGACUCCAACCUCUCCUUCAUCCCUCAUGUCCAGUCUAUAUGGUCAAAUCCUGCCACUUCUAUCUCAAAUCUAUAGCGUGCGUUCGCCUCUAUUUAACGCUGGAAGCUGCUAUGGUGCUGGUCAGUGCUGUUCUUUCUCGCCUUGACUACUGCAAUCCCCUUCUCAGUGGUCUUUCAUGUUCCCAGCGUGCACCAUUGCAAUCUAUAAUGAAUGCGGCAGCAAGACUCAUUUUCCUGUCCGCUCGCGCCUCCCAGUUCUGUUAGUCCCUACAUUGGCUGCAAGUAAGAUAUAGGGCUUAACUAAGAUUCUGGUUUUUGCUUUAAAGUCCCUAGAUAAUGCUGCUCCAACCUACCUAUCCUCCCUAAUACAAAAGUACGUUGUGUCUAGGCCUCUGCGCUCUUCUGAAGACAUAAGUCUAUCCUCUGUGUGUAUUCUCACUUCUGAUGCUCGCUUCAAAGAUUUCUCCAGGGCUGUACCUUUUCUGUGGAACUCCCUUCCCUUCUCCAAUAGACUUUCACCCAGUCUCCACUCCUUAAAAAAAAUUAUUCACAAACUGUUGGCAGGUUUUCAUCUCCUGUCCCCAAUGACUCCUCUCCUGAAACUGACAUAUUUACAUACUAAGCCCUCAGUGUAUACUUUUCUAAAAACCUACUUCACACCCCUACUUUUACCCUUUGUCCAUUUACCCCACUCCUUCUAGCAUGUAAGCUCAUUGAGUAGGGCAGUCAACCCCUCUGUUCCUGUACGUUCACUUGUCUGGUUACAAUUAUGUGUCCGUUCGUCCACCCACUGUACAGUGCUACAGAAUUCGAUGGCACUAUAUAAAUUAUAUAUUUGAAUAUUGUAUGCCCAGUGAUUUGCAAUCAGUGCUGGGCAACUAACAAACCCCAGCACUGAUCACUUUGCAGACCCUGGGGGUUUCUGUAUCGCCUUAUCCAGGGAGAAAAUAACUGGCUGUGCUUGAUUGCCUUCAACACUUCAUACUGCUCAUCAAAAAGUUCGGGGCUACUACAAAUGGCCAUAGCUGUGGGGGAGAUUGGGGGGGGGAGGAGGACAUUACUUUUCUAAUGGUAUGGGUACCUAAACCUAUAAUUACCAUAUUCUACUGCUGUUGCAAAUCCACAUUGUAGCCAGUUUGUCUGCAGUUAAAGUGAUGUUUUACAUGCAACUACCUAACUUUUCUUUUCUGCAGGCUGGUGGAAAAGCUGGAAAGGACACAGGCAAAUCAAAGGCUACAUCGGUUACCCGCUCAGCCAGAGCAGGACUGCAGGUCAGUGAUAAUUUAAUUUCUAUGAAUUGACAUUGGUUUACUUCACAAGAUCUCAUUUUAUUGUUGAAAACUUGAGUUUUUUUUUUAAUAAGCUCAAACAUGCAAAUAAUUAAGAGGGUGGUAAGAAUACUGUACUUGGUUGAUAGUUCAGUAUAUUGUGCGAUAUCUUAACUGUCACACUUGACAUGAAGAAGAAAAAUAUUUGUGUGGGUGAAACAGUUGCAGCUCCAAACUACUAAAUGCUACAUAGUACUUUCCUGGUUCAAUUUGGAAAACAAAAUAUUGUAAUUACAUCCCUGUUAUACUGGUAGUUCCAGUUUUUUUGUUUUGUGUGUAAUGUAGAACUCAAACUGCAGGUACACAUACAGCUAAGAAAAAGCAACAUUUUUAAACUGUAUACUUUUUUUAGUUUCCAGUUGGUCGUAUCCAUCGACUUCUGAAGAAUAGGACCACAAGUCAUGGCCGUGUGGGUGGUACUGCUGCAGUAUACACUGCUGCUAUCCUGGAGUAUCUUACUGCUGAGGUAGGAAUGGUUUAUAGUUCUGGAAAAACAUGAGUUUUGUGCUUUAAAAAAAAAAAAAAAAAAAAAAUUAAAAAAUUAAAGGCUUCUGAAAAUCACCCAUCUUGUGUGGGGAAAAAAAAAUUAAUAUAUUCACAUCUUAUGGAUAUCUUGUGUCAAACCCACCAUUGUUUCCAAACAUCCACUCUGGCUGCAUGCUUUAGAAUGUGUUGUCUACUGCUGUCUUGUAAACUUAGAUAAUUACAGCAGCACAAAUAUAAAAUGCUGGUAACAUUUGUGAUACUAAAGGACAAGUGGGUGUCUAAAAAUGAAAGAUUUUGAUUUAAAAAAAUAACAAAACACCUUACACCUUCUCAAUAGAAAUACAUUAUGUGACUGAUAAUUUAAGUUACUUUAACCUCUUAAGGACACAUGCCGUGUGACAUGUCAUGAUUCCCUUUUAUUCCAGAAGUUUGGUCCUUAAGGGGUUAAAGAUCCGAUUUUAGGAGCAAAAGUGGAUUGGGCUUUAUUAAGCAUGCCAAGAAAUGGUUUAUUUUUUAACCCCUUGACGGUUGAGGACAGUCAUCGGAAACAUCCCCUGUCUGGAGGUACUUACCUGAUCGCCAUCGGUCCUGCGGUGAUCUGCGCUCCUCCCGGUCCAGGGGAACUGUCUGUCUGCCCAGGCAGUCUCCCCACAGCAGAUCACAUGAACGCAAUAGGUGUGUAUCUGCCUGCAGGGGGACUGUCCGUGCUGACAGGCAGUCUCCCUGCAAGUGUAAAAUAAAAUCAAUCAGUGUGUGUGUGUCAUAUUCAGUGUGUUUUUAGAUUUAUAUAUACAUAUAUAAAUAUACACUUAUAUUUAAAUUACGCACGUGUGUGUGUGUGUAUAUAUACAAUAUACAUAAGCUAUAUAGUGUAUAUAUAAAUUAUAAAUGAAGAAAUGUAAAUUUUUUAUAUUUUUUUAUUCUAACAGUAUUUUUAUGUAUAGAGAGAAUUUUAUUAUAACAGUAUUUUGAUAUUUAUAUCAAAAUACACUUAGAAUGAAAUGAUAUAUCUAUGUAUAAAUAAAACAAAAUAUACAUUUGUCCAUAUACAUAAUUACAUUAAUUUCAUAAAUAUACACGUAGACUUCAAAUAUAUAAAUAUGUAUAUUUAAAUUCUACGUGCAUUUUUAUGUAAUAUUACAUUAAUUUUAUUGAUUGCAAUUUGAGGGACAUGCCUGACAACGCAGGCCGAAAGUCCAGAGAAUAUAAUUUGCUAGCACUGUGUUUAACCCUGUAACUUUCUAUGACAAACUGCUAUGUUUAUGAAAAAAUGGGUUAACCCUAGCUUGACCAGGCACCCAGACCACUUCAUUAAGCUGAAGUGGUCUGGGUGCCUAGAGUGGUCCUUUAAACAAUAAAAAUAAAAAAAUCUCUUCUAUAGGACUGAAGAAUAUAUUAAUUUAAUAUCAAUAUACAUUCUUCAUUGAGUUCUAUGUAACCAAAUUAGAUUUAACAGAUUUAAAAAAAUAUAUAUAUUUAUUUAUUUUUUUUUAAAACCAUUGUCCAAAUAAAGUAUAGUCCUAGAAAACUAUUGGAUGCAAAAGAUAAAUUACAUUUGGUAAGAUUUACCAAUGCUCUGUCUGAUUACAUUUCAAACUCUAUUAAAGUCUAUAAAGUUGGAAAUAUAAUCAGAGCAUUGGUAAAGCAGCAUUCUAUAGCUAGGUGCAGGGUCCACAUACCAUGCAGUAGACAAGCUGUGAGCUGUGUAUACACUGUAUUUAUUAGUAUAAAUGACACACAUACAGGGAGUCCCUGGCACAGUGUAUAACUGAGCUCCACUGGCCAAAUCACUCACCAGAGCUCUGUGAACAGGAAAUCUCGGACGGGCUUGGUAUCUAGGAAGUGACAGGACUCCAACAGGGUUCAUGCCAUGUUCCAGGGGCCGCACUGCCUGCCUCCCAGUACCGGUUCCUGCGCUCUCCGGCUGCGGAGGAACUGUCAUCACUGGGAGCAAUCAAGCUGCAGCAUCCAUCGGCGCAUGUGCAUCUCUCCCCUCCCUCCAUGCCAUGUACUGAACACAUGGCUUCCACUGUUACCAUGGUAACUGUCAGGCUGGUCACAUGCUAGUAGAUUGCAGAAGACUCCCGGAAGUCUGGGAGAGUUGGGAUAUCUGCGGGGGGAAGAGGGUUGUAAAUUAAGGCAGAUUUUACCCAUAUUCAACCAAAAUGGGAUAGGCCUGUUUUUGGCCAAAUACAUUUUGGCAGCUGAAAUGUCUGUGCAUUCCUAUUAGAGUAUAUCUCUAAUGGCAGUUUAGCAUCUUAUUCAUGGGUACUUAAUAGCCAAGCAAAAAUUAAGGCAAUUUUGGGUUUGGCUAAACAGACUAUGAACACUUAUUUGUAACGUUAAGCCACCUACAUGUUGAGUGAUGAGUGGCUGUAACUACUCUACUUUUAUUUCAGGUCCUUGAGUUGGCAGGAAAUGCUUCAAAAGAUCUGAAAGUAAAACGUAUCUCCCCACGUCAUUUACAACUUGCCAUCAGAGGAGAUGAAGAACUGGAUGCUCUUAUAAAGGCUACAAUUGCUGGAGGCGGUAAGCUCAUUAAUUUAUUUUUUCGCUCUCCUGUAACUUACUUUUUAAAACAUGUUCUUAAAAGGUUACUCCAAGAACCAUGACCACAUCAUUGUGCCUGGAUUCUGUAUGUUCAGUGUUUUCUGCUUUGAAACACUACACAUAAAGAGAUGUGCAGAGAGUCUCAUCUUCAUUUGCCAGUCCAGAAGAAAGUUCCACGCUGGCUGGGGGGGAAUAAAUUACUGGUUUUUGCUUGGAGUAGCAUGUUUGUUGUAGCUGUCAGAUGUUUCCUGAAUUGUAUAUAACACAAACAUCUCUUGUAGGUGUCAUUCCACAUAUUCACAAGUCCCUCAUCGGAAAGAAAGGUCAACAGAAAACCGUUUAGUUGUGGUCAUUAUGAGGACACUACACACUCAAGCUUGGUUAUGGACUUUUUGAAACCAGUUCCUGGACGCUAGUUGGUCCUCCUGGAUACAGCUGUGGUGGUGCCACAAAGCAUCAGGAUUGGAAUCUUUAUCCAUUUUUAAGCUACAUUUGCUUCGAAGACGUAAAUUCAGAAAAUGGCUCAGAUGGGCUAUUAUGUGGUUUUAAAAGUUUUGGUUUUUUAAAUAUUUUGGGGACUUGUUUUCUAUGGACUUUAGUGUAAUUUGAUUCUCUUGUUGUUGCUCAAUAAAUGAGUACUCCACAUGUCUUGUGAAUUUGUAUAAUUGAUCUAAUUUACUUUAUACAAAUAUGCUUGACAUAGUUAUUGGUUAUGCUGCUUGUAUCAUUAAAAUGUUAUUUAGUCAGUGAUCUUUCUCCUUCAGGAUUACGGGUUUAUCAUCAAAUAUAAACGUAACACUUGUAUGACCACUUUUAGGCUAUGGGGAAAAUAUCAAAUGAUGGUUGCUGCCCUAAGUUUAUUUACCAAACUUAGUCAGUUAACUUGGAAAACCACUCCUACUCUACAUACAGUUUUGCAGGUCUUUUGGACUAUACCUAUAAUGAUCCUUUGCCAGCAUUAUGGAGGAUGUAGUCCACAUCUGGAGUGCCAAAGGUUGCCUACCCCUGCACUAGGGCAAUGAGGGAGGUUAUAACUGCCACUUAUCAAAUUGUUUGUGAGUAAUAGUACUAGUCUCCAACAUACUUUAUAGAUGGUGUCUAACUUUGAUAUGCUUCAAUAAAAUGUCAUGUUAAUGUAGGAUUUCUGAAUUCUGACUGUUCUACCAUUAAUCUGACAACUCCUCAUAGCUCGUGCCCAUAUGUCUUUCAAAACAUUGACAGAUUGUAAUAAGAUUAGAUUAAUGGUUACAGUAGCAAUAUAUUAAAAAAUAAAUAUGCAAGCCUGUAGCAGAAAA